AAAAGUUUUAUUGAACUUCAAAAUAAAAAAAUUAAAAAAAAAAAAAUGAAAACCAUUGCCCGAGCAUGAACGACGCCGUUUCGAAGGACCGAAAACCACUUAUAAACCUUGACGUCGUGCAGCACCUUUCUUCCCUCUUCUGGUCUCAAAAUAUCGGCAGCGCCAUUUCCACUGGAAAGCCCACCAAAAAUGCAAGAGAAAAAGGCAGAAACGGGAAGCAAAAACGCAAAGAAGGCGAAUCUCUUAGAUCAUCACUCCAUCAAAAACAUCCUCGACGAAUCCGUCUCUGAGAUUGUUACGAGUCGUGGAUAUAUAGAAGAUGUGAGGAUGAGCAAUGUCAGAUUAUUGCUUGGAACGAUUAUAAUUGUAAUCGCUCUUUUUGCUCAAUUUUACAAAAAAAAGUUCCCUGAAAACCGUAAUUUCCUCAUCGGUUGCAUCGUGUUGUAUGUAGUUUUCAAUGGGUUACUGCAGCUAAUCAUCUACGCAAAGGAAAAGCAUGCAAUUCUAUUUACUUAUCCUCCCGCUGGAUCUGUCACGAGCACUGGUUUGGUGGUCUCUUCAAAGUUUCCCAGAUUCUCUGAUCUUUAUACACUUACUAUAGCGAGUGCAGAUCCCAAGUCAAUAUCUGCAGGUAAACCAGUAGAGUUUACCAAAAGUGUUACCCAAUGGUUCACUAAGGAUGGAAUAUUGGUGGAGGGUCUAUUCUGGAAAGAUGUUGAAGCACUAAUAAAUGAUUAUGCAGCAGAACCAAAGAAAAAGAAGUGAUCUAUAGAGAGUAAGGCUCACAUUGAUAGGCUUGCUGUUAGAAAGUGAAUUCUGGCAUGUUGUGACUUUGAUAUAGAUGUUCACUAAAAUUAUUGUUUGUGUUGAAAAUUUUGAGCUAAAAAGAAAUUCGACUUUGCCUGAAGAUUAGACUACAAUUUACAUUCAAAGACGAAUUCCUGUUAAUGAAAAAGAUUUGUCAUCUUUAGCUUUAUUGAAACUUAUAUCUAUCGCUUUGUUUUAUUAAA
Messenger RNA from Durio zibethinus, 1010 nucleotides. Its product is annotated as signal peptidase complex subunit 2-like. Gene Ontology annotation, cellular component: membrane; signal peptidase complex. The record is from RefSeq and is a predicted model, not a curated record. Gene Ontology annotation, biological process: protein targeting to ER. NCBI's taxonomy places the organism in Eukaryota, Viridiplantae, Streptophyta, Magnoliopsida, Malvales, Malvaceae.